Linum trigynum is the source of this 540-nucleotide messenger RNA. NCBI's taxonomy places the organism in Eukaryota, Viridiplantae, Streptophyta, Magnoliopsida, Malpighiales, Linaceae. The record is from the annotation of a GenBank genome assembly.
CGUGAACAGAAGAUAGAAGAGGAUGAAGAACCCUUGUUAGUUACUCUACCUCAUCAUCUUAGGAAAGGGCAUUUGCUCUUGGGAUGAAGAGCCAGUGGCUCUUCAACUAAAACAUUGCCACGUUUUGAUUUAAUGAUCAUUUGGAUGGAAAAGUUGAAGACAAAGCUUUAAUGUAGUUUUUUUUUAUUUAAUUGAUGUUAAAGAAUUUGCUUAUAGGUUCUUGAAGAUAAAUGUAUGAGAGCCGACUUGGCAAUUUGUGAUGAGGAACACAUUUGGUCGAAUUGUGUGGUAAUAGGGUUUUCUAAACCCGUGAUAGGUUUCAGCUGUUGUUUUGACAGAAAGGGAAUUUCUGAGGAACCUAGGCAAAACUAUUUGGAGAUGCAUUCCAUUUGGAUAGAAGCAAAGGCAGAGGGGAAGCCUGUAUCGGGCUGUGAGAUUGUUCGGAAGGUCCUGAAGAAAAAGGUUGCAAUGCAGGAAACAAGGAGUUAAACCACCUUUUCUGACAACUAAUACUCGUCAUAAUAUACAGAUAUGACAAAA